This is a messenger RNA of Nicrophorus vespilloides, 1243 nucleotides long. RefSeq names its product pseudouridine-5'-phosphate glycosidase-like. The transcript has 4 exons. Bases 59 to 1084 code for a protein of 341 amino acids. The record is from RefSeq and is a predicted model, not a curated record. NCBI's taxonomy places the organism in Eukaryota, Metazoa, Arthropoda, Insecta, Coleoptera, Silphidae. Gene Ontology annotation, molecular function: pseudouridylate synthase activity.
ACAUUAGAAAGUUAACCAAUAAUUAGUGAGAAGUGUGUACUUGUUCGUUUCAAAUAAAAUGUUUCGCGUUUUUCGUGAUUACCGAAGGCAGUACAGUACGUUGAAGAAAAUUUCAGAUCGCGUAAUAAUCAGCGAAGAGGUUCAACAUGCACUCGCAAAGAGAUUACCUGUUGUUGCAUUGGAAUCGACGAUUAUAACGCAUGGAAUGCCAUUCCCAAAAAAUGUUGAAUGUGCUCUUAGCGUUGAAGCUCAAGUUCGAGAAAUGGGUGUAAUUCCAGCAACUAUAGCCAUUUUAAAAGGAAUAAUAAGGAUCGGUUUGAGCCAUGAGGAUAUUUCAUUUAUUGGAGAUGUAGUGAAGAAUCCUUCAAUUAAGACCUCUCGACGUGAUUUUGCUUAUGUCAUUGGUAACAAAUUGAAUGGCGGUACAACAGUUUCGGGUACUCUAUUCUCAGCGAAUAUUGUCGGUAUUCCAAUUUUUGCUACCGGCGGAAUCGGCGGAGUUCACAGAUCUGCGGAAAUCACGAUGGACGUAUCUGCAGAUCUGAUGGAAAUGGGAAGGACGCCCAUGGCUGUCGUUUCCAGUGGCGUGAAAUCGAUAUUGGAUAUUCCGAAAACUUUAGAAUAUUUGGAAACUCAGGGUGUAUUCGUUGCAACGUACGGUCCGACAAAACGAUUUCCUGCCUUCUACGCCACGGAAAGCGGAUGUGAGGCUCCUUACAGCGUGUCCUCGGCUGCCGAAGCAGCUUUAGUUAUAGAGAGCAACAGGGAAAUGAAUUUAAAUUCCGGUAUGCUGUUCGCAGUUCCGGUUCCAGCAGAGUGUUCUAUGGAUGGAACGGAAAUCGAGGCGGCAAUCGAAGAUGCUCUCGCGCUGGCAAAACAAAAGGAUGUGUCUGGAAAAGAUAUCACCCCUUUCCUGUUAUCCUAUCUAGCUAAAGCGACCAAUGGUAGAUCGCUCGAAUCGAAUAUUGCGCUCGUGAGGAAUAAUGCAAAAGUUGCCGCGGAAAUUGCGAUAGCCUUGAGUGAUUUGGAGAGGGAAAAAUCGAGACCAGUGGGAUCCAGUGAUGUGGUAGGUUUAAUGAUCUAAUCUGUUUUUCAAUAAUUACAUAACAGGCGGAUACGUUUGCGCGGUUAUUAAAACCCCCACAGUAUACUUGAUUAAGUCUUUCCUUUAUUGAGUUUAGUUGCCACUGACGAACAAAUAUAUUUGAACCACUUUUUCUCAAAUCUCAAAACAAUACAAGAA